GGCGGGCCACGGCUGUGCGGGCCGCGGCGUGGGAGCCCGGGUGAGCCCGGCAGGAGCCGUCGGGCGCCUGGCGAUCCCCCCCACCCCCCACCGCCCCGCGGCGAUCGCAGUGUGCUGCGAGGCGGUGGGCACGGAGGCGGAGCGGGAGGGGGCAUGCUUGGCUGCUGCGAGGCCUCCGGGCGCGCCCGGGCCGCCGUCCCCACCUCCGCCUCCUCCUUCUCCUCCUCCGUCUCCACCUCCUCUUCCAGUCCCGCCGCCGCCGCCGCCGCCGCUGCCGCCGCAGCCAACAUGGCUGCGCCCCGGAGUCCGGGAGGCGGCCGCUGAGAACUGCCCGAUCCUUCGGGCCCAAGGCUCGCAGGCCCCAGCCCAUGGGCCCCGCCGCCUCGCGGCUCCGGGUGCGUUAGGCUGCCGCCCAGCUCGGCGUGCAGCCCGCCGGCCUCAGGGAGCCCCGGCGCCGUCCGGCGGGGCGGGGCGGGGCGGCGCGGCGCGGGCCGCCACCAUGGAGCCGCAGCGCCGGGAGCUGCUCGCCCAGUGUCAGCAGAGCCUGGCCCAGGCCAUGACCGAGGUGGAGGCGGUGCUCGGGCUGCUGGAGGCCGCGGGAGCGCUGAGUCCGGGCGAGCGGCGGCAGCUGGACGAGGAGGCUGGAGGCGCCAAGGCGGAGCUGUUGCUCCAGCUGCUCUUAGCCAAGGAGCAGGACCACUUCCAGGACCUGCGCGCCGCGCUGGAGAAGACACAGCCUCACCUGCUGCCCAUUCUCUACCUGAACGGCGUCGUCGGGCCGCCGCAGUCCGCAGAUGGUGCGGGCUCCACCUACAGUGUCCUGUCCAUCAUGCCCUCAGACUCAGAGAGCAGCAGCUCCCUCAGCAGUGUGGGAACUACUGGGAAGGCACCGUCCCCGCCACCCCUCCUCACUGAGCAGCAGGUCAAUGACAAGGUGGAGAACCUCUCCAUUCAGCUACGGCUGAUGACCCGUGAGAGGAACGAGCUACGCAAGCGCCUGGCCUUCGCCACCCAUGGAGCCACCUUUGACAAGAGGCCCUACCACAGGCUGAAUCCUGAUUAUGAGAGGCUAAAGAUCCAGUGUGUGCGGGCCAUGUCGGACCUGCAGAGUUUACAGAACCAGCACACCAACGCCUUGAAGAGGUGCGAGGAGGUGGCCAAGGAGACAGACUUCUAUCACACCCUCCACAGCCGGCUCCUGAGUGACCAGACUCAGCUGAAGGACGACGUGGACAUGCUGAGACGGGAGAAUGGGAAGCUGCUGCGUGAGCGGAAUCUUCUGCAGCAGUCCUGGGAGGACAUGAAACGGCUCAGAGAGGAGGACCAGAAGGAGAUCGGUGACCUCCGGGCCCAGCAGCAGCAGGUGCUGAAGCACAAUGGUUCGUCAGAGAUCCUCAACAAGCUGUAUGACACGGCCAUGGACAAGCUGGAAGUGGUUAAGAAGGACUACGAUGCCCUGCGGAAGAGGUACAGCGAAAAGGUCGCCAUGCACAACUCAGACCUGAGCCGCCUGGAGCAGCUGGGCGAGGAGAACCAGCGCCUGCAAAAGCAGACGGAGAUGUUGACCCAGCAGAGGGACACAGCCAUCCAGUUGCAGCACCAGUGUGCCCUCUCUCUGAGGAGGUUUGAGACAAUCCACCACGAGCUGAGCAAGGCCACAGCCCAGAACAAGGACCUACAGUGGGAGAUGGAGCUGCUGCAGUCUGAGCUGACGGAGCUGAGAAGCAAGCAGGUGAAAACCGCCAAGGAGUCUGAGAAGUACAAGGAGGAGCGUGACGCUGUGUACAGCGAGUAUAAGCUCAUCAUGAGCGAACGCGACCAGGUCAUCUCCGAGCUGGACAAGCUGCAGACAGAGGUGGAGCUGGCGGAGUCCAAGCUCAAGAGCAGCACGUCCGAGAAGAAGGCAGCCAGCGAGGAGAUGGAGGCCCUGCGACAGAUCAAAGACACAGUGACCAUGGAUGCUGGGAGAGCCAACAAAGAGGUGGAAAUCCUCCGAAAGCAGUGCAAGGCAUUGUGCCAGGAGCUGAAGGAAGCCCUCCAGGAAGCAGACGUGGCCAAGUGCCGGCGGGACUGGGCCUUUCAGGAGCGGGACAAAAUUGUGGCAGAGCGUGACAGCAUCCGGACCCUGUGUGACAAUCUGAGGCGAGAGCGGGAUCGGGCUGUGAGUGAGCUGGCUGAAGCCCUUCGUAGCCUGGAUGACACCCGGAAGCAGAAGAAUGAUGUCAGCCGUGAACUUAAGGAACUCAAGGAGCAGAUGGAAUGCCAGCUGGAGAAGGAGGCCCGGUUCCGGCAGCUGAUGGCCCACAGUUCCCAUGAUUCAGCCAUCGACACAGAUUCCAUGGAGUGGGAAACAGAAGUUGUGGAGUUUGAGAGAGAGACGGAGGACGUUGAUCUGAAAGCGCUUGGCUUUGACAUGGCGGAAGGCGUGAACGAGCCUUGCUUCCCUGGGGACUGUGGCAUAUUUGUUACUAAAGUGGACAAAGGAAGCAUCGCUGAUGGUCGCUUAAGGGUCAACGACUGGCUGCUGAGAAUUAAUGACGUGGAUCUCAUCAACAAGGACAAGAAGCAGGCCAUCAAGGCACUCCUCAAUGGAGAGGGAGCCAUCAACAUGGUCGUGAGGCGGAGGAAGUCCCUGGGUGGGAAGGUCGUCACCCCUCUGCACAUCAACCUUAGCGGACAGAAAGACAGUGGCAUCAGUUUGGAGAAUGGAGUGUACGCUGCUGCUGUGGUACCCGGAAGCCCUGCCGCCAAAGAGGGGUCUCUCGCCGUGGGAGACAGGAUUGUUGCGAUCAAUGGUAUUGCACUGGACAAUAAAUCUCUGAAUGAAUGUGAAUCUCUGCUGCGGACCUGUCAGGACACCUUAACCCUCUCCCUCCUGAAGGUGUUCCCCCAGAGCUCCUCGUGGAGUGGCCAGAACAUCUUUGAAAAUAUCAAGGACUCAGAUAAGAUGCUGAGUUGUCGCGCCCACGGCCCAGAGGUCCAGGCACAUAACAAACGGAACUUGUUACAGCACAAUAACUCCACGCAGACGGACAUCUUCUACGCAGAUCGGCUGGAGGACAGGAAGGAGCCGGGCCCCCCUGGAGGCAGUAGUUCUUUUCUGCACAAGCCUUUCCCUGGAGCCUCCUCUCCGGCCUCCCCGCAGGCCUGUCCUAGCACCUCUGAGCGUAGUCUGAACUCAUUCCGCUCCGACGCCUCUGCCGAACGUGGCUACGGGCUGGUGGACGUGCAGAGCCAGCGGCCACUGCUGUCUUUUGAGACUGAAGUGGGCCCCUGUGGGGUAGGAGAGGCUCCCCUGGACAAGGCCGAGCCUGAUGGCUCCAACAGUGGGGGGACCUGGCCCAAGGCUGUGCUUGGCUCCACAUCGGGGCCUGAGAAGCUCUCCGUGUACAAGAAGCCCAAGCAAAGGAAGUCCAUCUUUGACCCAAACACUUUCAAGCGCCCACAGACGCCCCCCAAAAUAGACUACCUGCUUUCAGGCCCUGGGCUUGCUCACUCCCCCCAGCCCUCCAAGAGGGUAGGGUCUCUGACGCCCCCGAAGCCCCCCAGGAGAAGUGACUCUGUCAAGUUCCAGCACAGGCUGGAGACCAGUUCUGAGUCAGAGGCCACUUUGGUGGGCAGCUCACCUUCCACCAGCCCUCCAAGUGCCCCACCCCCCAGCAUGGACCCCGAGGAACCCAUGCAUGCUUCACCCACUCGCAAGGCCAGGGUCCGCAUCGCCUCCAGCUACCACACUGAAGGGGAUGGAGACACCUCCUACCUGCCCGCCAAAAAAUCCUGUGAUGAGGACCUCACCUCCCAGAAAGUGGACGAGCUGGGGCAGAAGCGGCGUAGGCCAAAGUCUGCCCCUAGUUUUCGGCCCAAGAUCUCUCCAGUAGUGAUCCCUGCUCAGUGCCUGGAGGAACAGGAGUGUGUUCCAGCCGGCGGAGAGCUCUCCCCAGAGGUCCAGGAAUGGUCCCCGUACUCACCAGGGCAUGCCAGCCGUCAUGGCAACCCCCCACUCUACCCCAAUCGGCCGUCUGUGGGCACCGUUCCCCGGAGUAUGACUCCCAGCACCACUGUGAGCUCCAUUCUUCGGAACCCCAUCUAUACUGUGCGCAGCCACAGGGUGGUCCCCUGCGGCUCUCCACCCGUGUCCCGUGAUGCCGGCCCCCAGGGCUUGUCUCCCAGUGUCCAGCACCAGGGACGCCUCAGCCUGGACCUGAGUCCCAGGGCCUGCAGCGACUACCCCGACAUGAGAGCCUCCCAGGGUUCCAACUCCCUGCCCUCCAGUGCCCGUCUUGGGUCUUCCAGUAACCUGCAGUUCAAGGCAGAGCGGAUUAAGAUCCCAUUAACACCAAGAUAUCCCCGGUCUGUCAUGGGCUCCGACAGAGGUUCAUUGUCACAUUCUGAAUGCAGCACUCCUCCCCGGUCCCCGCUGAACGUCGACACCCUGUCCUCCUGUAGCCAGCCCCAGACCUCAGCCUCCACAUUGCCCAGAAUUGCUGUCAACCCCACUUCCCAUGGGGAGCGGAGAAAGGACAGACCUUACCUGGAGGAGCCCCGCCACGUGAAGGUGCAGAAGGGUUCAGAGCCUUUGGGAAUCUCCAUCGUGAGUGGAGAGAAGGGUGGUAUCUAUGUCUCCAAGGUGACCAUAGGGAGCAUCGCACACCAGGCCGGCCUUGAGUAUGGGGACCAGUUACUUGAGUUCAAUGGGAUAAACCUGAGGAGUGCCACCGAGCAGCAGGCCCGGCUAAUCAUCGGACAGCAGUGUGAUACCAUCACCAUCCUGGCCCAGUACAACCCACACAUUCACCAGCUCAGCAGUCACUCCCGCUCCAGCUCCCACCUGGACCCCGCUGCCACCCCCCACUCCGCUCUCCAGGGCAGCAGUGCUGUGACCCCAGAACAUCCCUCUGCCAUUGACCCACUGAUGGAACAGGAUGAAGGCCCUGGCACACCCCCAGCCAAGCAAAGCACCCCCAACUCCAGGAUUGUGGGAGAUACCAGCAAGAAGACCUCUGAACCCCGCAUCGUUUUCAUCAAGAAAUCCCAGUUGGAUCUGGGGGUGCACUUGUGUGGUGGGAACCUGCACGGGGUGUUUGUGGCUGAGGUGGAAGACGACAGUCCUGCCAAGGGUCCCGAUGGCCUCGUGCCAGGGGACCUCAUCCUUGAGUAUGGCAACCUGGAUGUGCGCAGCAGGACAGUGGAGGACGUCUAUGUGGAGAUGCUGAAACCGAAGGAUCACAUCCGCCUGAAGGUGCAGCACCGCCACGAGGAGUUCAGCAGAGUCAAGGGCCUGCCUGGGGACAGCUUCUACAUCAGGGCCCUGUAUGACCGUCUGGCAGAAGUGGAGCCUGAACUGAGUUUUAAGAAAGACGACAUCCUGUAUGUGGAUGACACAUUGCCCCAGGGCAUGUUUGGGUCCUGGAUGGCUUGGCAGCUGGAUGAGAAUGCCCAGAAGAUCCAGCGUGGGCAGAUUCCCAGCAAAUAUGUGAUGGACCAGGAGUUCUCAAGGAGGCUCAGCAUGUCCGAGGUCAAAGACGACAACACAGCAAAGACGCUGUCGGCAGCUGCACGUCGGUCCUUCUUCCGAAGGAAACAUAAACACAAACGCAGUGGGUCCAAAGACGGCAAGGACCUGCUCGCCCUGGACACCUUUUCCAGUGACUCCAUUCCGCUCUUCGAAGACUCGGUGAGCCUGGCCUAUCAGCGGGUCCAGAAAGUGGACUGUACCUCUCUGCGGCCUGUCCUCAUCCUGGGGCCUUUUCUGGAUGUGGUGAAAGAGAUGCUGGUAAAUGAAGCACCUGGCAAGUUCUGCAGAUGCCCGCUUGAGGUGAUGAAGGCCUCCCAGCAAGCCAUUGAGCGGGGCGUCAAAGACUGCCUGUUUGUGGACUACAAGCGGAGGAGUGGCCAUUUCGAUGUUACCACCGUGGCUUCGAUAAAGGAGAUCACAGAAAAGAACCGGCACUGUCUUCUGGACAUCGCCCCGCAUGCCAUUGAGAGGCUGCAUCACAUGCACAUCUACCCCAUUGUCAUCUUCAUCCGCUACAAGAGCGCCAAGCACAUCAAGGAGCAGAGAGACCCUGUCUACCUGAGGGACAAGGUGACGCAGAGGCAUUCCAAAGAGCAAUUUGAGACGGCGCAAAGGAUCGAUCAAGAGUACAGCAGGUACUUCACAGGGGUUGUCCAAGGUGGAGCCCUCUCUGGCAUUUGCACUCAGAUCCUGGCAAUGGUCAAUGAAGAACAAAGUAAAGUCCUGUGGAUCCCCGCUUGCCCACCCUAGCCGAAAGCUGUACCAGAUGCACCUCCAUGACCAGAUGGUGGGGAGAGCUGGCUGGCCCUUUUCUAGACACUAGAGGUCUGUCUGUCUGUGGACAAGGUGGGAAGGACCUGGAAUCGGGACUCUAAGAGCACCUCCUUUGUAGACGGAGAGCCACCAAGAUUUGGCCCAGCUGGUGGAUGGCACUACUCACACAUCCACUUUGAAACAAACAAACAAACAAACAAAAAACCAGAAACACGAAAGACUUGAUCCUCCCGCAGCCAGCCGAGCAGAGGUGCUGUGCCCAGGACCUACCUUGCUGAUCACAAGUUUACAAGCCUUUUCUAAGUAUUUGGUUGUCUAUGUUUACUUGAAUGGCUCCAUGUCGUCGGUGCCCAGCCCCUGAUCCCCACCCCUCUGUCACUCUCUGUUGGUUUGAUGUUCCUGUCUUGGGCAGGACAAUUCUGGAACCUCGUUCAGGGGGAGCUGCUUUGCUACAGGAGGUUCCUGUCAGUGGGACCAGAGCUUUGGCAGACUUCCUGCUCCUCAGUGGCCCCUCUCCUGGAAGACAUCACAACUGCAGGUGCUCAGACCAUUGUUGGUACCAGAACCAGUGCCUUGGUGGGCCAACUGGCCAUGGCAGCACUUUCCUCCUACACCUGGAAGGCAGCUUUGGCCUUCUUGCAGAUUCACCUCUUGGCCUUUCUCCUGCCUUCCUGGCCUCUUGUCUCUUCUCCGGCUGCGUUUGUAUCUAAGCAUCACGUCCAGUCCAUCAGGGCUUCAUGGUUCCUCGGUUGGGUCCUCAGCAGGGGCCACAGCCAUGCCAUUGGUUCCCGUAGGCUCUGAGAUGCCCGGCAGCCUUGGUUGGCACAAGGGUGCAGGGUAACCCUUACACUGGCACAAGUGUACCAGCCCUUUCUGCCAUGAAACUCAGACUUUGAAAUAAGGGCUUGUAGUGAGUAUAAUGAUUAGACUCAUCUAUUGAAAGGGUAAGAAGGAAACCUGAGCGUUUUUCCAUCUUGGUUGCGACAACAUUCUCAGCCUGACUCCACGAGGAUGUCUCCAUUCUUUGUUGGGUUUCUUUUUCUUUCUUUCUUUUAAACCCAUCUCCACCCCCACCCCACUCCCCACCCCCGCACUUCUGAUGCCAGAUCUAUCUGCUAAAGAGCUGAUGCGGUCCCUUCUUCAACUGUGUGUCCUCUUAAUAGGUACUGUACUGGGUUCUGUGUGUCAUUGGGGUAGGACCUAUAUUUUAAUACUGUUCCUAACAUUUCAUUUUACUAGCAAGAAAUCUUUGAUUUCAUUUUAUUCUUUGUAAUUCUAGAUUAGAUUGUAGUUUAGCCAUUAUUGACAAUUUUUUUUAAAGGGAUAUAUUUUCUUGCACAGCUGUUUAAAAAGAGAGAGUCCCAGCCCUCAAGGCUGUUCUGUGCCUUCCAGGCACACCUUUUCUAGCUCAGACAACUGAGAGGCACUGCCUCUCAAGGUCUAACUCGCACAGUUGCGGGACAAGGUCUAUUUCCCUGGUCAUACAUAGGCCCAGUUCCGCUGUCAGCGGACAGGCAGGUAUGGAUCUGACAGGUGGGACAUGCUGUACUAAAAUGUUACUUUGUAUCAAAAACAAACCAGACUUCAGUACGACAAAUAAAGGUCAGUUUGUGUAACCU
Messenger RNA from Peromyscus leucopus (white-footed mouse), 7908 nucleotides. RefSeq names its product discs large MAGUK scaffold protein 5 (gene Dlg5). The record is from RefSeq and is a predicted model, not a curated record. Lineage: Eukaryota; Metazoa; Chordata; Mammalia; Rodentia; Cricetidae. Bases 500 to 6265 code for a protein of 1921 amino acids. The transcript has 32 exons. Gene Ontology annotation, biological process: regulation of apoptotic process. Gene Ontology annotation, molecular function: protein binding.